GAACAGUUUUUUCCUGUGUGACAAGGUUCCUGACUCAAGCCCCGGGCGACGUCACUGAGUUGGUGAUGAGCUCGGAGUUUCUUACACCACGAAAAAAGGUCCCCAGCUGAAGGCAGAAAAAAAGCGUGACGAGAGGACGAAAUGCCUCCUAGACGUCUACCUGUUUGUAUCGGGAUGAGAUCUGCAGCACUCACAGAAGGGCGCGCGCGCACAGAUUCAGCACAUGGCGCUCAGGUCUACGGGUUUGCGCUUCAAAAGAGCGACUGAAUUAUUUACACUUCAACCCCAAUCUCUUUUUAAAAGUUCUGGCAUUUUAGUAGUUCGUGAGGUUUGACUGCAUUCCAUCAAGCUCAAGAUCUAAGUGCACUUCUGCCUGAUUUUUUCCCUCAUUUUAUUUUGCUGGAUGAAGAUCUCCAAGAAGUAAGAAUGAAGAUGCUGACCACUUUCCAAGCAGAUUUUGCGAUCGUCCUCACCUGAUGAUGCGCUUCUUGGACGUGUUAUUAUUCAGGGGUGCUGAAUCUCCUCAGAAAUUAUCAAACUUUUUUCACAGGACAAGCCUCUUUCAUCUCUGGACUAGUCCUUCAGCAUCAGACCUCACACUUUUGUCCUUCUGAAGGCAUCUGACAAUGACGAUUCCACUUUCCAGAACACAGCUUGCCCUCUUCUUUAUCCUUCUUUGUCCCGUCAACAUUAUCGGACUCUGGUGGGCAGUGGGGAGUCCCUUGGUCAUGGACCCGAACAGCAUCUGCAGGAAGACCAAACGUCUGGCGGGCAAGCAGGCCGAACUGUGCCAGACCCAGCCAGAGAUCGUCAACGAAGUCGCCAAGGGCGCCAAGCUGGGUGUGCGUGAAUGCCAAUACCAGUUCCGCUUUCGGCGCUGGAACUGUACCAGCCAGAAAAAGUACUUUGGCAAAAUUCUCCAGCAAGACAUCCGGGAGACAGCGUUUGUGAAUGCUAUCACGGCAGCGGGUGUGACGCAUGCAGUGACUCAGGCCUGCAGCAUGGGGGAGCUGCUGCAAUGCGGCUGCGAGGCCACACGGAGCAGAGGGCCGCCCCCACGUUUAGCCAGUAUUGGCCCAACUGAGGGGGUCAAGUGGGAAUGGGGGGGCUGCGGAGAUGACGUGGAGUUCGGCUAUGAGAAAUCCAAGCAGUUCAUGGACACCAGGCGGAGGAAGGGCAAGAGUGACAUCCGUACGCUGAUAGACCUUCAUAAUAAUGAGGCUGGACGACUGGCGGUGAAGAAUUAUAUGAGAACUGAAUGUAAAUGUCACGGGCUGUCUGGCUCUUGCACUCUGAGGACCUGCUGGAAGAAAAUGCCUCACUUCCGUGAAGUGGGCAACCGCCUGCUUGAGCGCUUCAAUGGGGCAUCCAAAGUCAUGGGGGGAAAUGACGGUAAGACUCUCAUUCCAGUGGGGCAGAACAUCAAACCUCCGGACAAGCAAGAUCUCAUCUACUCGGCCGAGUCGCCGGACUUCUGCCUGCCCAAUCGGAAGACGGGUUCUUUGGGCACGCGGGGGCGAAUGUGUAACAGCACAGCACUUGACGUGAGUGGAUGUGACCUUCUGUGUUGUGAGCGAGGCCACCGGGACGAGACGGUGGUCCUGGAGGAGAACUGUCUCUGCAGUUUCCAUUGGUGCUGCGUGGUCCAGUGUAAAAAGUGCUUAGUCAGAAAGGAACUGAGUUUGUGUCACUAACCGAGAACCCUUUGAAGAUGGGAUUGAGAAGAGCGAUUCCAAACAAGGAAGUAGUGCCAGUCUCAGAACAAAAGAAUCUACAACAUUCCAGAUUCAUGCAUACACAUUUCAAACCCUGAGGCUUUGGAAAAGCCUAGAGGAGCGUCUGACUUGUGUUUCACCCCUCAGAAAACCCAGGACCGCUAGUCUCAAUGACUACACUCAAGAUUUAGGAAGGGUUCUUCAGCUGUGAAGUCAAGUCAUUCAGAAUGCUUCUUAUCAAAUGGCUUUUUCUGUUAGAUCAGCCCUAUAUACAUUACAUUGUGAGUGCAGACUGAAGGAAUGGAAGUACAUCCACAUCAGCACAACAGCCAUGGUGUAAUGGCUGUUCAUGCUCUGAAGUGACAGAUCAUCGAAGAUUUGGCAUAUUGCUCUGUAAAGCGGGCUGGAUAUGGAACAAAGACUUUUAUUUAUAAGCAUUUAAUACCAUCAUGACUACUUCUUGUGUUUAAUGCCCUGUCAUUUUCUUUCAAAAGCACUUUGAGAGUUUUUAACAGAAAGAGUAAAAGCAUUUUUUUUCUCUUAAACUCAAAGGUAAAACGCAAAUACAAGAGAAGCAAUUUAAAAACUCUUUAUUUUUGUGAGAUAUUUAAUCUAUGGGGCUUUUAAUGCACUUUUACUGAUACUGAUUACUAUUUUUCAUUGGUUUGCUCCUAAGUUGAAUGCAUUUUCAUGCAGUUUGUGUUGGUUUUUAAGAUUACAUGUAUUGUUGACCUCAUAUACUGUACAGUAUAUGCUCUGGAAAGCCUUUCAGUAUGCUAACACUGCUUAAUAGUUCUCAAAACAGAUUACAAAUGAUCAUUAAUGACAAAGAUCACAGAAAUGGAUUGUCGUUGGCAUUGUCGUUGCUUUACCACCGUUUUCUUUUUAAAGGAUUUCUCACUGGAGUGUCAACAGGUCGUCAAAACAUCAUUUCAACACCAUGUCCAUUAAAUUCA
Carassius carassius (crucian carp) is the source of this 2671-nucleotide messenger RNA. Its product is annotated as protein Wnt-6-like. The record is from RefSeq and is a predicted model, not a curated record. Gene Ontology annotation, biological process: neuron differentiation; cell fate commitment; multicellular organism development. Lineage: Eukaryota; Metazoa; Chordata; Actinopteri; Cypriniformes; Cyprinidae. Gene Ontology annotation, cellular component: extracellular region. The transcript has 4 exons. The coding region runs from base 627 to 1694 and encodes 355 amino acids. Gene Ontology annotation, molecular function: frizzled binding; cytokine activity.